This is a messenger RNA of Alternaria atra, 1023 nucleotides long. RefSeq lists its product as uncharacterized. Gene Ontology annotation, cellular component: mitochondrial inner membrane. The transcript is spliced from 2 exons. The coding region runs from base 1 to 1023 and encodes 340 amino acids. The record is from RefSeq and is a predicted model, not a curated record. NCBI's taxonomy places the organism in Eukaryota, Fungi, Ascomycota, Dothideomycetes, Pleosporales, Pleosporaceae.
AUGGCGUCCCUCUUACGGAGACCAUUCGCCAUCACGGCGACAUUGCGACAAGUAUCACCGAAAUCACCACAAACCCUCACGAUCCGCGCCUUCCACAACACGCCACUCAAGCAACAUCCGCACUUCUUCCGACCCGCAAAGCCCACGGUUUCGACAUCGCAAAAUGUUUCAAAGUUCCAGCAAGCGUUCCGACGCAGAUACCAACAGGCUGCCUACAACCCAGUGGCACAGGGCGACAUGCGACAGCGUCUACUGUACGGCGCUGGUAUCUUCGGCGCAACUCUACUAGGCAUCAACUUUAUCUUCAACCGCGAAACACGCGAGGAUGGUGGCAUGCCGCCAUUCGAGCGCGAGUACCUCAACGACACCUUCAUGCACACUGGCCUUGGUAUUGGAAUGAUCGGUAUCGCAGCCCGCGCUCUGCACAUGAAUGGAUGGAGCUUCAGGCUUAUGAGCGCAAACCCGUGGCUUGUGCUUGGUGUUGGUCUCGUUGGCAGUAUCGGAACCAUGUACGGCACCAUGGCCACCUCGCCAUCGAACUACGUCCAAAAGUACGCUCUCUGGACUGCCUUCAACGGUACCCAAGCUCUCCUCCUGUCACCACUCUUCUUCAUGCAUCCCGCCAUCCUCGCACGCGCCGGUCUCUACACCGCUGGAAUGAUGGGCUCCAUCGCUUUCGUCGGCGCCACUGCAAAGACAGACAAGUACCUCUACCUCGGUGGCCCUCUUCUCGCCGGUGUCGCAAUUGUCGCUCUCUCCGGUCUCGCCCCGCUCGUCGUUCCCGCCACUGCUGCCCGCACACUCAUGUUCACCGAGAACAUCUGGCUGUACGGAGGUCUUGCCGUCUUCGGUGGCUUCACCCUGUACGAUGUGCAGAAGGUGCUGAACCACGCGCGCCAGGCUGAACGAGGACUGAUUCCCAAGGAUCCUGUUAAUGAGUCCAUCUCGCUUGAGUUGGACUUUAUCAACAUCUUCAUCCGCAUGGUGCAGAUCUUGGGCAUGAGCCAGAACAGGAGGAAGUAA